This is a messenger RNA of Marmota monax (woodchuck), 1471 nucleotides long. RefSeq names its product AUP1 lipid droplet regulating VLDL assembly factor (gene Aup1). Gene Ontology annotation, biological process: protein deubiquitination. NCBI's taxonomy places the organism in Eukaryota, Metazoa, Chordata, Mammalia, Rodentia, Sciuridae. Gene Ontology annotation, cellular component: membrane. Gene Ontology annotation, molecular function: ubiquitin binding; cysteine-type deubiquitinase activity. Bases 91 to 1323 code for a protein of 410 amino acids. The record is from RefSeq and is a predicted model, not a curated record. The transcript has 12 exons.
GCCCCAAGACUCCGCCUUCCCAGGAGCCCCUGCGGCCCGGCGCGAAGAUGGCGGCAGCGGCGGCGGCAGGGCUUCCUUGAAGCAGCUGCGAUGGAGCCUCCCCCGGCCCCGGGGCCGGAGCGGCUCUUUGACUCGCACCGGCUCCCAGGUGACGGCUUCCUGCUCCUCGCGCUGCUGCUCUACGCGCCCAUCGGGUUCUGCCUCCUCGUCCUGCGUCUCUUUCUGGGGAUCCACGUCUUCCUGGUCAGCUGCGCGCUGCCGGACAGCGUCCUUCGCAGGUUCGUGGUACGGACCAUGUGUGCAGUGCUGGGGCUGGUGGCUCGGCAGGAGGACUCCGGACUUAGGGAUCACCGCGUCAGGGUCCUCAUUUCCAACCACGUGACACCUUUCGAUCACAACAUAGUCAACCUGCUCACCACCUGUAGCACCCCUUUGCUCAGUAGUCCCCCCAGCUUUGUGUGCUGGUCUCGGGGCUUCAUGGAAAUGGAUAGGCAGGGGGAGUUGGUGGAGUCACUCAAGAGAUUCUGUGCUUCUACGAGACUUCCCCCUACCCCUCUACUGCUGUUUCCUGAGGAAGAGGCCACCAAUGGCCGGGAAGGACUCCUGCGCUUCAGUUCCUGGCCAUUUUCUAUCCAGGAUGUGGUACAGCCUCUUACCUUGCAAGUUCAGAGACCCCUGGUCUCUGUGACGGUGUCAGAUGCCUCCUGGGUCUCAGAACUGCUGUGGUCACUUUUCGUCCCUUUCACGGUGUAUCAAGUAAGGUGGCUUCAUCCUGUUCAUCGCCAGCUGGGGGAGGGGAAUGAGGAGUUUGCACUUCGAGUACAACAGUUGUUGGCCAAGGAAUUGGGACAAACAGGGACACGCCUCACACCAGCAGACAAAGCAGAACACAUGAAGCGACAAAGACACCCCAGACUGCGCCCCCAGUCAGCCCAGUCUUCUUUCCCUCCCUCUCCUGGCCCUUCUCCUGAUGUACAACUGGCAACUCUGGCUCAGAGAGUCAAGGAAGUUUUGCCCCAUGUGCCACUGGGUGUCAUCCAGAGAGACCUGGCUAGAACUGGCUGUGUAGACUUGACCAUCACUAAUCUGCUUGAGGGGGCUGUGGCUUUCAUGCCUGAAGACAUCACUGAGGGAACUCAGUCUCUGCCCACAGCCUCCACCCCAAAGUUCCCCAGCUCUGGCCUGGUGACCCCUCAACCCACAGCCCUAACAUUUGCCAAGUCUUCCUGGGCCCGUCAGGAGAGCCUACAGGAGCGCAAGCAGGCACUAUAUGAAUAUGCAAGAAGGAGAUUCAGAGAGAGACAGGCCCAGGAGGCUGACUGAGCUCAAAGGAACAGGAUGGCACCCAGAGCCGCAGGACGGAGACUGGGGGCAGCCCUUACCCAACUCACAAAAGGCCGGAUGAGUGGGUGGUAAAAAGGGAGGGAUGGGGCUCCCCCAAUCUCACAUUAAAUUCAGGGUUUUCACUCAA